UAUUUGCCAUAUGUGUAUAUGAAAUUAAUGAGUUUUGCAGGUUUAUAGCAAACCAAGUAUCAUGUCUCAUCGUAAGUUUGAGCAUCCAAGACAUGGAUCUCUGGGGUUUCUUCCUCGGAAAAGAGCUGCUCGUCACAGGGGAAAAGUGAAGGCCUUCCCCAAAGAUAAUCCCACCAAACCAUGUAGUCUAACUGCUUUCUUGGGGUACAAAGCUGGGAUGACGCACAUUGUUAGAGAAGUCGAAAAGCCUGGGUCAAAACUCCACAAGAAGGAAACAUGCGAAGCAGUGACAAUCAUCGAGACACCCCCAAUGGUAGCUGUUGGGUUGGUCGGUUAUGUCAAGACUCCACGUGGCCUCCGCAGUCUGGGUACUGUCUGGGCACAACAUCUUAGUGAGGAUGUUAAAAGGAGAUUCUACAAGAAUUGGUGCAAGUCAAAGAAGUGUGCCUUCAAGAAGUACUCAGCAAAGUAUGAAACCGAAGCUGGAAAGAAGGAUAUCCAGUCACAGCUUGAGAAAAUGAAAAAGUACUGCAAUGUUAUUCGUGUGUUGGCCCACACACAGAUCCGAAAAAUGAAAGGUCUGAAGCAAAAAAAGGCUCACCUGAUGGAGAUUCAAGUGAAUGGUGGUGAUGUGGCACAAAAAGUUGAUUUUGGCUACGGUUUCUUUGAGAAGCAGAUCCCUAUUGAUGCUGUUUUCCAGAAAGAUGAAAUGAUUGACAUCAUUGGUGUUACUAAAGGCAAGGGUUAUGAAGGUGUUGUCACCCGAUGGGGUGUCACCCGUCUGCCUCGCAAGACUCAUCGUGGGCUUCGUAAGGUUGCUUGUAUUGGAGCAUGGCAUCCAGCCAGAGUUUCCUAUACUGUUGCAAGAGCUGGUCAGAAUGGAUACCAUCACAGGACUGAAAUGAAUAAGAAGAUUUAUAAACUCGGCAAGGCUGGUCAGGAAUCUCAUUCCGCUCUUACUGAAUUUGACAGGACUGAGAAAGAUAUAACUCCAAUGGGAGGUUUCCCUCAUUAUGGGGUGGUGAAAGAUGAUUUUCUGAUGAUUAAGGGCUGCUGUGUGGGACCAAAGAAACGUGUGGUGACCUUGAGACAGUCGUUGCUGAACCAGACAUCAAGACUUGCUUUGGAGGAUAUUAAACUGAAGUUCAUUGAUACCUCAUCCAAGUUUGGUCAUGGUCGUUUCCAGACUGCCGAUGAGAAGGCCAAGUUCUACGGACGAGUUAAAGCUUGAGUAUUCAAACGAGUUACUGUUUUUUGCUUUUCUUUACAAAACUUUUUAUUUUCAAGCACCUUAUCAUGCCAUACAUUUUGUUGAUUUGAGAAAUUUUUCUUUGAGAUUUA
Erigeron canadensis is the source of this 1341-nucleotide messenger RNA. Its product is annotated as 60S ribosomal protein L3-like. The record is from RefSeq and is a predicted model, not a curated record. The transcript has 4 exons. Gene Ontology annotation, biological process: translation; ribosomal large subunit assembly. Lineage: Eukaryota; Viridiplantae; Streptophyta; Magnoliopsida; Asterales; Asteraceae. Gene Ontology annotation, molecular function: RNA binding; structural constituent of ribosome. The coding region runs from base 62 to 1231 and encodes 389 amino acids. Gene Ontology annotation, cellular component: cytosolic large ribosomal subunit; ribosome.